Molecule: messenger RNA, 330 nt
Organism: Funneliformis caledonium
Lineage: Eukaryota; Fungi; Glomeromycota; Glomeromycetes; Glomerales; Glomeraceae
Source: the annotation of a GenBank genome assembly
AUGGAAGAAUCUAUGAAAAAUGAAAUAUCUUUAAAAAUAAUGAAAAAUGUUGCAGAAACAGUUUUUAAUAAACUUGAAGAACAAAUUUCUUUAGAAGAAUUAGAAAAUGCAGAAUUAUUAAAUCUAACUGAAUAUUUCUAUAUAAAUGAAUCAGCCAUAAAUUUGAAUAUUUCAAAUAUAAUUGAUUUCCAAUCUUCAAUUUUUCAUUCUAAUAAGAUUUAUCUUAAUAAUAAAAAAGGAGAAUUUGAUAAAAGUGAAUCUAGUGAUGAAGAUGAUAAAUAUAAUGUGAAUGUAAUUAUUACUAGUAAACUAAAAAGAGUGCAAUUUUAA